CAAACCAGCAUUUCACAGCUCACACUCGUCACAGUUUCCUGUGUGGUGUACAGCUUUGUCAGUUUGAUCAGGAGGAGCUCACAGUGACAUACACUUCUGGCAGCUACAUCAAAAUCAGCAAGCAGAAUCAGUAAUCCAAAAUGUCAAAUCCAGUGGUCACCCACCAACCAGGUGCAGGCGGCUAUGGGACAAAUGUCCAAACAGGAGAGUGGAGCACGGGUCUGUGCUCCUGCUGCAGUGACUGGUUUGUCUGUGCUCUUGGUUGCUUCUGUCCACUUGUAUUGAGUUGCUACACAGCAAAUAAGUACGGAGAAAACUGCUGUUUGGGUUGUGUGCCAGGAAGCUCAACAGCCAUUAGGACUCAUAUGAGACUGACUUAUGGUAUUCAGGGAACAAUAACCAAUGAUGCCCUGAUGACCUUUUUCUGUGGGAUUUGUGAGAUGUGCAGGAUGGCGCGAGAAAUCCGCAUCAGGAACGGAGAUGUUUCAGCUUAAGAGGAUAAAGGAUUAUGACCCUUAUUCAGUAUGCUGUUUGUUGAUGAUGUCCAGCUAUUGUUGAAGUCAUUUGUUCAUUCCUGUAGCAGGCCUAGCUUUCAUGCAGGCAACAAUGAAGUAUCAGCUAAUGAAAAAUACAAUUCAGUGAAUUAAAUUUUGUUUUUUUACCUGUGGCCUUACAUGUAAAUCUAACAGUGUGACAGUUAGUGCUCGCUGUGAUCUGCAAUACUGUAAAUAAACUGCAUUGUUUAGUAACUCGCAACAUGAUUAAUUACAUUUCAGUAUGAACCCUUUUGUACAACAUUGUCAAUAAAAACAAAACAGAUUC
Plectropomus leopardus (leopard coralgrouper) is the source of this 822-nucleotide messenger RNA. RefSeq names its product plac8 onzin related protein 11 (gene ponzr11). NCBI's taxonomy places the organism in Eukaryota, Metazoa, Chordata, Actinopteri, Perciformes, Serranidae. The record is from RefSeq and is a predicted model, not a curated record.